Molecule: messenger RNA, 3541 nt
Organism: Pelagomonas calceolata
Lineage: Eukaryota; Pelagophyceae; Pelagomonadales; Pelagomonadaceae
Source: the annotation of a GenBank genome assembly
CAGGCUUCGUCGCGCCUCCUCGCAAAGCACUCGAUUUGUGGCCUACCUGGCACCGCUUCGAGCCGCCGCAGCGCCCACUCCACCCAAACUAACAGUGGUAGCAGCGCCGAGGAAAUCCGGCUAGCGCAGAGCCUUUUGACUCACAGAGAGGCCCACAGCACCAUUUGGCCCACAGCAGCUGAGAGGCCGCUCCAAGGCCCACAGAACCAUUUGGCCGUUUAAGAGGCAAAGAACGAUGAACCCCGACGACCCCGAGGAAGUGCGACGGCGCAGAUCGGCGCGGCUGAACGCGUCGCCGCCGUCCACCGACGGCCAAGCCCCGCCACCGGUCGCGUCGCCGCCGCCGAGCGCCCGCGCGUCGCCUCCGUCAUCCGCGCGGCCGGCCUCGAGCUCGGGGCAGAAGCGCCCGGCCCAGACUUCGCCCGUCGCGUCGCCGACACCGACGAAGAAGACGAUCCCCGUCGAUCGCGCGCUGCGACGCGUGUUGCGGUGCAAUAUCGUUGAAGGGCCGCCCAAGAGUGGCGGAGAGAUCUUCGAGGUCACGAAAGCGGAGGUGAAUGGCGCCUUGGACGAGAAGAGUUGCGGCGCCGUCGUAGCCUUACGACUCCAACGAGCGAAAAGUGGGGAAGAUGCUUUACAAUUACUACACGAGAUCUUCGUGAGAUGCCGGGACGAGGCGCGGACGGCGCGGAGCCGUUCUGAUGAGACGUGCGAGAAAGCGGUUCAAAUCUGCGGGAACACCGCUGCAAGUUUAGCGUCUGUGUGCUUAGUGCGGCCCGGCGCCCUCGGCAAGGCCUCGGAGAAGGCACGAGAUACAUUAGCGUCAGCACUCCUCGGCAAGGUGCCACAACUACGGCCCGAGUUCCUGCAGGGCGCGCUGGCCAAGGUGUCUCCGGAGCUCCUCAAGGACGUCGCCAAACCGUUAGUUGACCAGUGCUGCGAGGAACUGAAGCCAGCGACCGCGACGGAGAUUGAUGUUGAUAGAGUUUGUGGUGCUCUCAAUACGUGGCUCAGAUGUGCGGGAAAGAAGGUCGCGGGUGCCGCAUUAGUCGAGCACGAGGCCUUCCAGGUACCCCCAUUGGAAAGGCCAAGCGGUGGCGACCCCCAGCCCCCGGACGAACAAGACAACAACUUCGCGGCGUUGUUAGGGCAAGCCGGCAUGGCGCAGGACCAGGCGGCCCAGUGGGGGGCCAUGUUACGAGGUGUUCAGCGAAGCGUUAAUAGAGGAUUGCCUUUGGAAAGAACUUGUUUGCUCGGGUUGCUGUUGCGGGUGUCCGGUGGCGCUUCGUACCGGAACGACGUCGACAUGCAAACCCAAGCUCGCGGGUUGCGAGAACUCAUGCAACGGGUACGGAGGCCCCAGGACGUGCCGUCGGCCACUCGCGAACUCACACAACGCGUGUCUGUGUGCCGAGAAGCCAUUUCUUCACUAAUAGAAGGAUUGGUGAGAAACGGUCCUCAAUCGAGGGAAACCACGUUGCAGUGGCUCACGGCUUUGUUAAAUCGCUCGAAACCGGGCCGGCACGCCCACGCGACGCCGGCGACGCGAUUGGGAGCCUGCGCGGCCUGGUUGAGACUCUGCAGACCUUUUCUAGGCGACGAGAAAAAGGAAGCCAACGCCCAAGCGUCCCUGGACUACCUCAAGUCCGAUCUGGGCAAGGCCGCGUACCCGGACGAUCUGACGUGCGUCAACGUGGCACCUAUGCCUUCAACAGCACCGAUGGACGUCGACAGCGACCAGGAGAUGUACGACGACGACGGCGACGCCGAGCUCAAGGCCGCCCUCGAGCUCUCCACGACGCCGACGCAGGAUUUUCAUUUUGUGACGCGGUGCUUCUUUCUAGCUUCUAGAGCGGUGACGCUGGGCGUCGCGGCGGAACUCCAUCAAACGUACGGCAUGGACCAGCGGCCGCAUCGGGUCGCCGCGGCCGUCGGGGGGUGGGACCACGACAUGACGCGAGCUUCUCUGGCGGAGGUCGUCGCGAGAGAAGCGGCGCUCGCUUCCGAUAGUGUUGUAGAUGAUCUGCAGGCGUUCUCCGCGUGUCAAUGUCGGUGGUUGCUGCGGUUGUCCGAUGAUGAUUUGCGGAGGUGCCCGGAGUUUCUCCUGGAGGACGCUUGUACCAUACCUUGUGAGCUGAACUCCAUGAAGCCCGACACCUUGAGAAGAUCGAAGCCGUCGCCGGAUUUGCUGAAGUUGUGUGCGCGGUGUCUCGGGGCUACUGAUACACUGGUCAAAAGCCCACAUGCGCGAGAAAAACUCGGCAAGGCUUUAUAUGAUCUAUUCUUACCUGUAAGUGCAAAAGGCAAGACGUACACGGAGCUGGCGCUGUAUAGACAGCCCUUGCAAGAAAACCCGGGCAACGUCGAGUUGUUGGCCAACGCGUCUCCGGAAAUAGCCGCGAAGUUGUGUCCGGCCAUCCUCUGGUUGUUCGGCGACGCGGAGCACAUUGGCGACAUCUAUCAGAUCGCGGACCAGAGAUUGAGGAUUGCGGCGCUGAUCAAACACCUCUGGGACGCGCCGGUGCACCGAGCGGCCUUUAGGACCAUCGUGGCCGACGUGCGAGCCUUUGUCACGUUCGCGAACGGGCUGUUGAACGAGACGAACAAGCUCGUGGCCGGAGCCAUCGAGCGGCUGCCGGAGAUCCGGAACCAUCAAGUGAGGACUGGACUAUUAGAUGCGUCUUCCGACGAAUUCCGAAGAUUAAGAGCGGAGUACGAGUCGGCCAACGACACGCGGCGGGAGGAAUUGGACUCGAGACACAGUGAACAUGAGCAGCACCUCAAGCAAGACUUGGAAUUGUGUACGGAGAUCCUUUCGUUGGUCGAGAUGCUUACCGGUGAUACCGCAGUAGCGAAGGCCUUCAUGGGCGAAGAAUUACGUAGUCGCUUGGCGGGCAUGUUGCUUAGUGUCGUUCGGCAGUUCACCGGGAAACGCUCGUUGGACAUCAAAAUCUCGAAUCCAGAUGCGUACGGCUUCGAUCCGAAGGACAUCCUGAGCCGAGUCGGUCGCAUCGCGUGCUGUUUUGCUGCGGAACCGGAGUUCCCCGGGGCGUUGGCCGAGUCGGGGUAUUAUGAUGUCGAGUUAUUACCUAGGUGCGCCCAGACCCUGCGUCGAUUAGGUGCUCUCAGUUCUUCGCAGCUCGACGCCCUGGAUUCCCUGGCCAAGGCCGCCGGUGUCGCUCGGGAGGCGCUAUCAUUAGAUGACGGCCUCGAGAACGAAGCCCCCGAGGAGUUCGUGGACCCUCUGACGGCGGAACUCAUGAAAUCACCGGUCAAGCUACCUUCUGGCAAUGUGGUGGACGAUAGUACGAUCCGUCAACAUUUACUAAAUGAGCUGUCGGACCCGUUCUCGCGGCAGCCAUUGGAGCCGGCCGACCUCGAGCCGCUGCCGGACCUCAAGAAGCGCAUCGAGGAGUGGCUCGCCGUGAAGAGAGCUGAAAGGAGGGCGGCGCGCGGCGGCUAGGUUCUCUCCCCGGUUCUUAAGCAUCGUAUGAUACGUUGAGUACGCCGGGUAAAAUCUGAGCCACUUACGCCACCGCAU